CAUUUAUUGUGAGAUCAAUACCGGGCUAUUAACACGGUGUAACUGUAAAACAAUCGUACAAGUAUAACAGACAUAACACCAGACACAAAUGUAUAUACAAUACCGUGGUCUAUUUAUAAAUUCCUAUAGGUGAAUAUUGAUUUUACGUAAACCGUUGGUGUUCGACACCAUGAACUGACUAGAAAACCACUAGGCCUAGUGAAGAACGAAGCAUGUAGAUUAGGGGUAUAUCACUCGGGUAUAUGUACAGUACCGGUAAAUUCACAGCUUGGCAUUUAGCCAGUUAAUGGUACAGUCGUGUAGAUAGAUGUGUGUGCAACUAUAAACAUGAUACGUGGAAUAGUAGAGGAUUACAUCAACAGAUCGACGUUGUUACGGUACCAAAUCACUGUGACUUGUAUGGAAUGUGUUCACCCGGCGUGUAAUGUGGAUAUACCUGUAACUAAGAUGAUGUUUGGACCAGAGGAGAAAUCUGUACCUGGAACACCAAGCUUUAACUGAAACCAUUUAACAAUGGGCCCCAAACUACAGCUUCUAGAUCCUCAUAAAAAGUUUAUCACCAAGUCCAAGGGGGAGGAUUCCGAGGAGGAAGAGAAUGAUGUCAUCACAAACUUACCUGUCAUCGAAGCUGUUGCAUCUGCAGUUCGAUGGCGUAAGAAAACAGAUGUCAAGAAAAGGGGCACAGUACGGACACGAAGAUUUGAGCGCAGAUAUACAGAGUUGGGACCUUUGUUAAUCCCAGAACAAAAACGUGUAGAUUAUGUGUUGGUUCAUGACAACAAAUCGUCAAAAGAUACCAAAGAUCCAGACAAGAAAAAAUCCUUGGAAGACAAGGAAUAUAAACGUGACUGUUUUGAGAAAGAAAUGAUUGAACAAGGUUUCUUCAUUCAGAAAGAUGAUUUUGGAGAUCAUGUGUUUGUGAAACUACACUGUCCAUUUAAAAGGUUGUGUAUGGAAGCAGAAGCUGUUAAACUGGAGAUGCGACUCAAAGAUUGUCCUAACUAUGAACCGGAACCUACCAACUUUGUUAGGCGAUUCAUGGAGAAGUACCUGGAGACUGAUGAUGAAGUUGACUUUAUUAGUGCCCCUUUCCUGAUGGAUAGAAUCCAGCUGUACCAAGACUUUGAAGACCCGACCCAUUUCUUCAGACCUGCCACACGUUCACUUCUGGUGGAUCACAUCCUCAUCAACCUUGACAUAAAGAAACAGACUGAGAAUAAACCCAGCAAAGAAGUCAUACAGCCUGUAGAUCACAAAGAUGUAGACAAAGAUCCAGAAAAUGCCAAAAGAUCCUCCUCACUGUGUGCCUGUUGUGGAAGCUCUGAUCAAUCUACCGAUUCCACAAGCCAACAAUCAUCUUCCUUUUGGAAUUGUUUCUCUUGUUGUAACUCUGAAAGUGAAGCCUUAGACCCAAUAAGAGGUGAAAAACAGAUGCAAAAGUGGGACAAUAUGGAGCUGAAACAGAGCGAGUAUGGUCGAAGGUUUGGUCUACCAUACUUGAUGAUGAAGGAUGUUUACACGGACGCCUUCAUUCUCCAUGAGGAAUCAGAACGCAGCAAACAGCGAGAAGAGUUAAAAAAAGAGUUCUUCAAAGAGGAAGAUGAGAUGGAAUUGGACAGUGACCCUAGGAAAGAUCUAGAUGACACUUGGACUAAAUACUAUAAGUUUCAGCCAUUAUGGAAAAUACGCAAUUAUUUUGGAGAGAAAAUUGCUCUGUAUUUUGCUUGGUCUGGUUUACUGGUUACCAGUCUGUGGAUUCCUACACUGUUUGGAUUUGCGAUAUUUCUUUUUGGAUUAAUUACCAGUUCUAUCAGUCCAACUACAACACUGGAGAGACCUGCCAAUGCCACAGUUGUAGAGUUAAUAAAGAUAGAGAUGGAGGAAUUGCUUGAGGUUGUCAAACUUGCCUUUGACAAUGAUGUGACACCUUUCUUUGCUUUAUUGGUUUGUUUGUGGGGUACAGUGUUCCUGGAGAUGUGGAAACGUAAGAGUGCCACACUGGCCUAUGAAUGGGAUGUAGACAAUUACGACAGUAAUGAGCCAGAUCGUCCACAGUUUUUUGGGACAAAGGUCAAAAAAGAUCCAGUAACAUCAGAGGAGAAUUGGUUUUAUCCUGUGAGGAAGCAGGUCCUUAAAUACAUCUUUUCGGCUUCAACCCUACUAUUUAUGGUGAGCUUGGUUCUGGCCAGUUUAGUGGGUGUGAUCGUGUACAGAGUUAUAAUUGCGGUGGACCUGUGUCCGGGUAUGUCUGCUUUGGAAUGUCUUAUCACCACCAACAUCGUAUCUGCGAUUCUCAACGCUGCGUCCAUUAUACUUCUCGGCAAAGUAUAUGACAAAGUGGCCAUCAAAUUAACAGACUGGGAGAACUACAGAACACAGAGUGGAUAUGAUGAUGCUCUCGUCAUUAAGUUAUUUGCCUUCCAGUUUGCCAACAAUUACGCUUCUUGUGUGUACAUAGCUUUUUUCCGUGGGAACUUUGACCUGUUUGGUGUUUUUGGACUUGGAGAGGAUUACCGCGAUGACUGUUCUGGAACCUGCAUGUCCCAACUCUCCUUCCAAGUCCUGACACUUAUGUUGGUGAAACCAUUCCCAAAAAUGUUCAAGGACAUUGUCCUGCCGUUGCUGUUGAAGCUGUGGAGAAUGCGUCCUGCCUGGUGUUGUAGAUGUGCCUGCUGUCCCUGCUUGAACAAUAAAAUUGGAGAAAAAUCUCCAGAAGAUAUCGUUGAGGCUGAUCGCCAAAUCACCAACUCGUAUAUUGAGAUGGAGUACUUAAAACCCACACUAGGGGAUUUCACACUCGGGGAAUACACUGAGAAGAUCAUACAGUAUGGAUUUCUUAUGUUGUUUGCAGCCUCUUUUCCUCUGGCUCCUCUCCUGGCCUUGGUGACAUUGCUGGUGGAUAUCAGAGUGGACGCAAAGAGGAUGUUGUGGCUAAACCGUCGACCUAUAGCCUAUAUACGCAAGGACAUUGGUCGCUGGUACAGUAUCCUGGACUUUGUUAACAGCUGUGGUGUCAUAUCCAAUGGUUUCCUCAUUGCCUUCACCUCCAACUGGGGACAGCAGUUUGAGUUCUCCUCUAAACUCUGGAUCGUCAUCAUAUUUGAGCACAUGGUGUUUGGAUUGAAGUUCCUGCUGGCUUACCUUAUAGCUGAUGUUCCUAGGCCCAUUCGCCUUGCCAUGCGAAGGGAAAAAUUCCAAGUUGCAAGAAUUUUAAACAGUGUAGCAGGCGAUGCACCAACAGAUUACUCUACACUCGUCCUGAAGGAGAAAAAACGAAGAAAAACACGAUCAUCAAAUUAUGAAUUAUUUGAUGAGAAUGGAGUACCAGUUGUCAAAGAAGAUAAUAAAACACAUAAAAACAAACAUUCUCGUAAAGAGGAGGAAACACCGGUACAGAUGAAACCUCCGGCAGGCAAGGUGUCAAGUGAGAAGGGAGACAACUCUGUAAAACCAUUUAUACAGGAGGGAACUGACAGUGAUAAGCAGGCUCCCCUUGUUAGUCCAAGUGGAGACCGAGGCAGUGUGAUUCCAAUUGAUAUAGAUACUUACAUCAGGACAUAUGGUAUAAAAGAAGAGCUAUGGUACUGUGAUGACAAGGACAAAAACAACAGCCAUGGUAAAGUGAGUCUAUCUGGAGUUGAUGUUGAAUCUCCCCCUAAAAAAGGCAAUACCACGAAGGGUAAACCCAACAAAGGUAAAAAAGAUGAAGAUGGAUGGCUGACCAGCAGUUCAUCAGAUAGUGAUCUAGAUGAGUAGUUGAAUACUUUAGUUCUGUACCCCCAGUAGUAGCCAUCUUAUCCUUAACAGGGAAGAUACAUGUACAUGUAAUUAGGGCUAUUAAUUUUUGUAUUUUUGCAAUUAAAUGUUGCUGAGUUGAUAUUAAUUUGAAAGUGAAAUUAUUUGUACAGUACAUUAUAUAUUAUUUAUGAGUUUUAAUGUCUUGAUUUUACUGAAUGUCUUCAUUGAUAUACAAAUGUGUAUGAGAUAUAACUUCCUGUACAAAUCGGAAUACAUAUGUACCAUAUUUUUCUCUUCUUUUGUAAAAUCUUGUAUUUUAUUUUGACAACAUUCUUAUGUGCCUUUCCAAUAUCAAUGUAUUGUUAUAUAAAUAUGAAUAUCAAUACCUCUAUAAAUACUUGUUAUUUUACUGUGAUAUUUUACAUUACAUAUCAAUUAAAUCACAUUAAACUAAGAUUGAUAGUGAUCGAGCAGUUAUUGAUAUUUAAUGAACAGGUUGAAAAUUUUAUGUUUUUUUCUGAGUGUAAUACAGAAAUGAUGGGUAUUAUAUUUUAGCUACAUUAAAACAAUAUUUAAUUUUAUUUAUGUGAUAAUGAUCUGAAAAAUGCUUCAAUAGUAAAUAUAUAUGCAUGUAUAUAUAAGCUUAUAUCUUUUGGUUGAGAUUAUGAAGAGGUGUCUUGAUGAGCUGUGUUAUAUUGUUUACAUAUCAGUUUAUAUAAAAUUUUCAUGUAGUGGUGAGAUAAUGGCAAGCUUUGUAGUGACCUCAACCAUUCUUAACUUUGUCAGAUGUUUUCGUUUUGUAUAUUUAAAGCAUUAAUCUACCAAAUUAGAUGAUAUGUUUGUGCUUGUAUUUAUUUCGUGUAAAUCUACAUCAAUGAAAAUCUUCAUGCCACCUUGAUUCAGUAUACAUGUACAUGUAUAUAGAUUAUAGAUUAUAGAUUUAUGUUAUAGAUUAGCAGUUUAGAUCCACCCAUAAAAUUGCUAUAUUGCAAAAUUUCUCGAUUGACAGUAUAUUGACAACCAGAUAUAUUUUGUACCAAAUUCCUUUUCUGUUGUUAAUUGAAAGCCUCAGUUGCUAGCUUGACUAUUGUUGUUUUAUGUGUAUUGACAUAUAUACCAUGUGUGUGACUACUUUAUUUUCUUCACCAUCUGUUAUAUGACAGUAGUUAAUUUCAUUUACCCUAUAAACUAGUCUGAUUUUGAAAUUCACAAAUUGAUUGUAUUGUAUAAUGAAAUUACAAUAAAAUAUCAGAAUUAUUUUUUUGAUAUUUUUACACAAUAUUUUUACUAAAGUUGUUUUUAUACAUGAUCCAUUGGCAUAUCUUCUUUAUCAAUAUAUCUACAUGUAUAUAUAUAAUUGAAAUCUUUGUGAAUUCCUUUCAUCAAAGGAUUAACUUUAAUUUUCCUAUUAUCACAGGCAUUACAACAUGAUCUGAAUAGUAUCACUAUUUGUAUUUAUGUACUAAUUGUUAAGUUUUUAUAAAUGUUGUUAGUCAAGAUCAAUUUAGACUAAUUUUUACAUUGAUACUUUUGCAGAUUUAGUAUGAAUGGAAUGGUGUCUCCACCUGUGGUACCUUUUAUCUCCACAUGUGGUACCUUUUAUCUCCACCUGUGGUACCUUUUAUCUCCACAUCUUCACAUCUCCACAUGUGGUACUUUUAUAUCCACAUCUCCACAUGUGGUACUUUUAUAUCCACAUGUGGUACUUUCAUCUCCACAUCUCCACAUGUGGUACCUUUUAUCUCCACUAUGUGGUACCUUUUAUCUCCACAUGUGGUACCUUUUAUCUCCACACCUAUGGUACAAUUUUCUCCACAUGUGGUACAUUUAUCUCCAUGUGGUACAUUUAUUGCCACAUGUGGGACAUUUUGUGAAAUUUUUUCUAGCAAUGUCUCAAAAACAAAUGAAACCUUUUUCACAUGAUUAUGAUGUUUUCACCAGUUGGUGUGGACUUUUCAGUAGAAGUAUUUGGUUGCUGGGUUUAUUGCCCGAUUAAAAGUCAGGUCCAGUCAUAUUGAGGCAGUGUUUUCUUAUAGUAGCUGGUGGCUACCUCACUGACUAGCUUUGCAGAGCAAUCAAGAUGAAACAUUUUCCAAAAGGCUACAACCAUAACAGCACAGAAUGGCGUGUGGCCUCAGCUUCCUGAGAAUCACUUUCAGCCGAUCACUGUCUUUGGAUCUUUGUUGGGCUUGGAAAGAAAUGUCUCUACUAGUGGAGAGAAAAAUCUACCUUAGUAUUGUCUUAUAGCUGAAGGGAAUAUGUGUAUGGCAGGCAUAUCCCAUGGCACUUGUACUAGAACUGAACUUGUGUAGCAACAUGUUGAUAGACCAAAUAGAAACACAGAUUAAAAACUUAAUGAAAUAGUU
Messenger RNA from Pecten maximus, 6104 nucleotides. RefSeq names its product anoctamin-3-like. Gene Ontology annotation, cellular component: plasma membrane. The transcript has 25 exons. Bases 514 to 3756 code for a protein of 1080 amino acids. The record is from RefSeq and is a predicted model, not a curated record. Gene Ontology annotation, biological process: chloride transmembrane transport. Lineage: Eukaryota; Metazoa; Mollusca; Bivalvia; Pectinida; Pectinidae. Gene Ontology annotation, molecular function: chloride channel activity; protein dimerization activity.